UCCUGAGACCUGAUGUCCAUUAUAAUGGACAUCGAGUUUCCUGUCCUGCUGUCAAAGAUUCUGCAUUUUCUGUUGUAAUACCUGUGGCACAUUUGAAUGGACUGGAUGCUGUAGCCAUCUGGUGGGAGAAACAGUCACUACGAUUACUUGGCACCAAGUAGCAGCUUUGUUUUUGAUGUGUUACAAUAGCAGGUGAGUUCUCCAUCAUUAUUGUGUAUUUUUCGAAAUUUAUUUUAUGAAAAAAAGGACCUAUUGUAGACAGUAUCUAUAAGUGGUGCUUAUACAACCUUUCUGUGCAAUAAGGUUUGGUAGUACUGUGUAUUUCCAUAAAUUAUCUUUGCAAAACAGUAAUGUCCACUGUAGUGGACGCUGGGACUUGAAGUCACAUUUCUGAGCACUAUUUCGUAGGCAUUAGUGGUGAUUACCUUCGCUAAUUUCCAAUACAUUUCGUGUUGUGACUGCUGCUCAGUGACAUUAUCUGAUACACCACUAUAAUUAUUUUCUGUAAGGAAAGUAGACACUAUGUUAAAACAAUUAUUUUCUUAAAGGAUACAGAUCAAAGCUAAGUUCAGAAGAAAUUUUAGAACUUCUCUUGAAUGGAGACAUGUCAGAUCUUGAGAUUAGUGAGGAGGAGGAUGGUGAUUUUGAUCUGGCAGGUGAUGCUGUGCAGCAACGCAAUGUUCCUUCCCCAAAUGAACAUAGUAGCAGCAGUACUGAUAAUUCUGAUGAUGCCGAGAGUUCUUCACAGAAUUGCAGGAUGUUUUGGGAGAAAUGCGAAAGGUUUGAGGGACUCCAGGCUACCUUCUCACCCACGGAAGUUGCAGAACAUAAUGAGAAGCAGAUCAUGGACUACUUUCAGCAAUACUUUGACUUGGCCUUUUUUAGGAUACGUCUGAACUUGACAAUAUGAGAUAUUUACAGCAGACUGGAAGGUCUUUAAAGCUGUCUGCCAAGGAAUUGCAGGUAUUUAUUGGAGCAACAAUACU
This is a messenger RNA of Schistocerca serialis cubense, 986 nucleotides long. RefSeq lists its product as uncharacterized. The coding region runs from base 605 to 910 and encodes 101 amino acids. The record is from RefSeq and is a predicted model, not a curated record. NCBI's taxonomy places the organism in Eukaryota, Metazoa, Arthropoda, Insecta, Orthoptera, Acrididae. The transcript has 2 exons.